AUGAAAUUACAAAGUGGCACGGUACAAGCCCUUUACUACAGCCAAAAGUCAAAUCCGCUCUACAGCUCACCAAUACUUCAGAUUACAACUUUGAGUAAGUUCUCAUUCGGACCAAACGAGAAGUAUCGAUAUAAAGCCAAUCUAAGUGACGGUACACAUUAUAUGAAAGCUGUUUUCAGCAGUGAACUUGCAAAUAUAUUUGAUAGCAACGAAAUUGCAAGAUUCUACGUUAUAAAACUGGGCAGUUUUACCGUAAGGCCGAAGGACAAUAGCAACUAUCUCUACAUUCAAUCAAUUGCUGCUUAUGAAAAAUUUGAAUCCGAAUUUGGACAUUCUGUAAAUAUUUCCAGUGGAAAGCCAUCCUUUGAUCCUUCAGGAUCAAACAAAAACGAAGAAGAGGUGCAAAAAGAGAAUUCAAGACAGUCAGUAUCACCAAAGAGCGCAACAAAUAAUGAAAUGCACUAUGCAACAUUAUCAGUCAAUCAAGAAGAUGUCUCAAAGCGAUUUAAAGAAGCUGCUAAUGAAGAUAUUACAGAUAUUAAAAAAAUUUUUCCACACAAGAAAACUUUCAAGUUUAAAGGAAGAGUUGUUUCAAAGACCGAGAUUAAGAAAUUUACUACACAGAAAGGCGACGGACAAGUUUUUAGCUUUGAGAUUGCUGAUUGCACAGGUCAAAUAAAAUGCGUGGCAUUUUCUGAAUGUGUAGAUACAUUUUAUCCACUGGUUGAGAACAAUAAAGCAUAUGUUAUUUCAAAUGUGACAGUUAAGCCAUCAAACAAGAAGUUUUCCAACAAUACUUCUGAUUUUGAGAUUCACUUGGAAAAGAACACAAUAAUCACAAAGGUUGAAGAUGACAAUAUACCAAAGUACAUGUUUAAGUUUGUAAAAAUUGCAGAUCUUGCUUCCGUUGGAGGUGUUGUUGACUGUCUGGCAGUUAUUAAAGAAGCAUAUCCAGUGGGCAAGAUUACUAUAAAAUCUACCGGUAGGGAGAGUGCUAAAAGAGAUCUAAUGAUUAUUGAUCAAACAGGUAGCUGUAGACUAACACUAUGGGGGCCUAAGGCCGAAGAAGAGUAUGAAAAGGACAAUAUCAUUUGUCUUGGCUCUGUGAAAGUAGGCGACUACAAUGGAAUAAACCUAACAACAGUGUCUAAUUCACAGGUUAUACAGAAUAUUGAACUUCCAGAGGCCAUUGAGUUACUUGCAUGGUAUGAAGAGAAAGGAAGAAAUAUUGUCAUUGAAAAGCCAAAAAGAAUUCCAAAGAGGUCAUUUAUUAGUGAAGUCAAGGACAAUUCUCUUGAAUAUGCUACUAUUCAAGGUUCUGUGGUGUAUCUCAAAGAAGAAGGGCUGUUCUACGAGGCAUGCCCCUCCGAAACCUGUAACAAAAAGGUUUUAAUGGAAGAUAAUGGGAUUUUCAGGUGUGAAAAGUGCAAUUAUACCUUUGAAAAAUGUAAUUAUCGAUAUAUGAUCAACAUCCACGUUGGUGACUUCACAGGACAAAUGUGGAUUACAAUUUUUGAUGAGGGUGGAAAGAGUUUAUUGGGUGUUACGGCAGCAGAGCUUAAGGAAAUGGGAGAGUGUAAUCCAGAAAAUGUUCAUAAUCUGAUUAAAGGAAUUUAUUCGAAGGAAUUACAGUUUAGGCUUAGAAACAAGGAAGAAAAUUACAAUGGGGACAUCAAAUUGAGAAGUAGUUGCUUAGAAAUCAGCCCAGUUGAUUAUGUGUUUGAAACAAAAAGGAUGCUUGAAGCUAUUGAAAAGGUAAGUGUUUGA
Vittaforma corneae ATCC 50505 is the source of this 1767-nucleotide messenger RNA. RefSeq names its product replication factor-a protein 1 (rpa1). Lineage: Eukaryota; Fungi; Microsporidia; Nosematidae. The record is from RefSeq and is a predicted model, not a curated record. Bases 1 to 1767 code for a protein of 588 amino acids. Gene Ontology annotation, biological process: DNA recombination; DNA repair; DNA replication. Gene Ontology annotation, molecular function: DNA binding. Gene Ontology annotation, cellular component: nucleus. The transcript has a single exon.